CAUUGUCGACUGCUUUCAGGAUGGAGUUGAGACGUGAGCUUGACUCUGAAAGCUUGGUGUGUUUGUGGAGAGGGGUAGGUGUUCGUUUGUUGAGAGCCGGUGUCCUGUGUCCUAUUCUAGCCUCGACUUUUUUAUUUCCUGGAGAAAAAGCUAUACCUCCUCCCCUCUCCACUCACUUUAGGGGAGGGGAGCAUUUGUCAAGCUUAGUGUCAGUGACCUGUGCGAGGUUCAGAAUUUGGAAGAACAGAUCCUGCGAUGGCUUUGAGUCUAAGGAGGCCUUGUCGAGGAGCAGCUCAGCUUUUGUAUGGUCAAGAUGGUCCUCCCUAGCAAAGGGGAGAGAUCCAUUAUUCCACUGAAAUAGCUGUGAGCUCUCCUGUAUCCUGGGCCCCAUUCUGUCUAUGGUUUCGUUGGAAGUUGUGAGGCUCUUAUAGAAUAAAUGUUAUCAGACAGUCCUCUUCUUGGUAGGACCCUAGUAAGGCUCUCUAAUCCAUUUCUUUGUCUUUGGGAAGACUAAUAAUUUCAGAGGUGGCUUAAGUACAUGAAAAGCAUAUAAGGAGAGCAGAAACAAGAGAGUUGGAGAAGUGCCCUAGGCAGCAUUUCGUCCAUUGUGUGCAUGUUGCCAUGAGUCUGGGCGACUGGAUGGCAGCUGACAGCAACAACUCUGAAGGAUAAGAAGUAUGCUCUUUUUGGUGAGAUACAACUUUCCCACUGAUUCCAUAGGUUAUUGUGAAGAAGUUUCUGUGCCUGGCCUGCACUCAGCUCUAAUCUGGUAUCUUGCCGGAGUGUUCAGAUGUCCUUUACAUUUAGGGAAUUUAAUGCUUCAGUUGUAACAUUCAUACACUCUUUUGAUGAGAAAACUAGGAAUGGAGUAGCAUUUGGAUUAUUACAGUUUAGCCAAAGAAUGUCCUUUCUCUAAAAUUUGUCUUUUGAAGGGGAGGGAAUUACUCUGGUCUGUUUUAGACUUAUAGCCUGGUGUUUAAAAAGACUGACACUCUCUAGGGUACUCAGUGUGGAAUGAAUGGAUGCUAGAGUGAAUGAAUGGAAAGUAGGAGCAUUGUUUCAUUUACCUGUAAUAUCGCAGUAGUUCAUCAGCACCAGGACUUGUUGUGUGACUACACACUAGAAAUCAUACCACUGGGGAAAGGAGGCUGCUGCUCCAUUCCAGUGGGGUUAUCUGAAGUUGAAAUUUAUACCCUCUUGGUAGUGACAAAGCGUGGGGUUCAGAGUAACAAAAUCUUUGCUCUGAGGAGGUAAUCUGGAUACUGGCUGGGGCAGAAAAUUACUAAGAUCCUGUAGUGUGGGAGUGAUUCCUGAUAAAGUCAUUCCCUUUUGUCUCUACUUCCUACCCCCAAAUAGUUGCUUUCUUUUUAGAAAGUUGGUUUUGACUGAAUUCCUUUCUUCUCUCUCAUCUAAUAGGUGACACUGAGUUGGGGAUGCUCUCAUAAUGAACGUCAACCAGUCAGCUCCUCCUGUGCCGCCAUAUGGGCAGCCCCAGCCUGUCUACCCAGGUUAUCAUCAAUCCAGCUAUGGUGGGCAACCAGGGUCUGCAGUCCCCCCUACCCCCUAUGGAACCUCCUACAAUGGCCCGGUACCAGGCUAUCAGCAGACACCUCCCCCAGGUGUGUCGAGAGCCCCACCUUCCUCAGGGCCACCUCCAGUCUCAACAGCACAGGCCCCUGGUGGUCAGGCUGCAUAUGGCCAGUUUGGCCAGGGAGAUGUGCAGAAUGGGCCGAGCUCCACUGUUCAGAUGCAGAGACACCCUGGAUUGCAGCCAUUUGGGUCAGCCCCGUUGGCCCCUGUGGUCAGCCAGCCAGCUGUGCUUCAGCCCUACGGCCCUCCCCCGACAAGUACACAGGUGACUGCUCAGCUGGCAGGAAUGCAGAUCAGUGGUGCUGCGGCCCCAACUCUUCCCCCUGCAGGGCUGGGCUAUGGCCCACCAGCCUCACUGGCCUCAGCCUCAGGAAGUUUCCCUAACUCUGGUCUGUAUGGUUCCUAUCCUCAGGGCCAGGCUCCUCCCCUUAGCCUGGCCCAAGGUCAUCCUGGGGCUCAGCCUCCCCAGCGAUUUGCCCCGCCACAGGCUUCCAGCUUCACACCUCCAGCUUCGGGAGGGCCUCAGAUGCCUUCGAUGACUGGUCCGCUCCUGCCUGGACAGGGUUUUGGGGGGCCGCCUGUGAGCCAGCCUAACCACGUGUCCUCACCUCCUCCUCCUCAAGCUCUGCCUCCUGGCACCCAGAUGACUGGGCCCCCAGGACCACCGCCACCUAUGCACUCCUCCCAGCCAGGCUAUCAGCUGCAACAAAAUGGUUCCUUUGGACCAGUCCGAGGCCCUCAGCCCAACUAUGGAAGCCCCUACCCUGGAGCACCCGCCUUUGGCAGCCAGCCAGGGUCUCCCCAACCACUGCCUCCUAAGCGCCUGGAUCCUGAUGCCAUCCCAAGCCCUAUUCAGGUCAUUGAGGAUGACAGGAACAACCGGGGUUCAGAGCCAUUUGUUACUGGAGUACGGGGCCAGGUGCCACCUUUAGUCACCACCAACUUUCUGGUGAAAGACCAAGGGAAUGCAAGUCCCCGAUACAUCCGAUGCACAGCCUAUAGUAUCCCUUGCACAUCUGACAUGGCUAAGCAGGCUCAGGUGCCCCUGGCAGCUGUCAUCAAGCCUCUGGCAAGGCUGCCCCCAGAGGAGGCUUCACCGUAUGUCGUGGACCAUGGGGAAUCUGGCCCUUUGCGCUGCAAUCGCUGCAAAGCAUACAUGUGUUCCUUCAUGCAGUUCAUCGAGGGAGGGAGGCGCUUCCAGUGCUGCUUUUGCAGCUGUAUCAAUGAUGUUCCCCCCCAGUAUUUUCAACAUCUGGAUCAUACCGGCAAACGCGUGGAUGCUUAUGACCGUCCUGAGCUAUCUCUGGGCUCUUAUGAAUUCCUGGCCACUGUAGAUUACUGCAAGAAUAACAAGUUCCCCAGCCCUCCUGCCUUCAUCUUCAUGAUUGACGUCUCCUACGAUGCCAUCAGGAGUGGUCUUGUUAGGCUCCUCUGUGAGGAGCUCAAGUCACUGUUAGAGUUUCUACCUAGGGAGGGCGGGGCAGAAGAAUCUGCAAUCCGUGUUGGAUUUGUCACCUAUAAUAAGGUGCUCCACUUCUACAAUGUGAAGAGCUCACUGGCUCAGCCACAGAUGAUGGUUGUAUCUGAUGUGGCUGACAUGUUUGUGCCACUGCUGGAUGGCUUCCUGGUCAAUGUCAACGAGUCCCGGACAGUCAUCACCAGUUUAUUGGAUCAGAUUCCAGAAAUGUUUGCAGACACAAGGGAGACGGACACAGUAUUUGCCCCAGUUAUCCAGGCUGGGAUGGAGGCUCUGAAGGCUGCUGAAUGUGCAGGGAAGCUGUUUCUGUUCCACACAUCCCUGCCCAUUGCAGAGGCACCAGGAAAACUGAAGAACAGGGAUGACAGGAAGUUGAUCAACACAGACAAGGAGAAGACUCUGUUCCAACCUCAGACAGGUGUCUAUCAGACCCUGGCCAAAGAGUGUGUGGCCCAAGGCUGCUGUGUAGACCUCUUCCUCUUCCCUAACAAGUAUAUGGAUGUGGCAACGCUCUCUGUGGUGCCCCAGCUCACUGGUGGCUCUGUCUACAAAUAUGCUUGCUUUCAGGUGGAGAAUGACCAGGAACGGUUUCUGAGUGACCUGCGUCGGGAUGUACAGAAGGUUGUUGGCUUUGAUGCUGUGAUGCGGGUCCGGACGAGCACCGGUAUCCGUGCUGUAGAUUUCUUUGGAGCUUUCUACAUGAGCAACACAACAGAUGUGGAGCUGGCUGGGCUUGAUGUGGACAAGACGGUGACUGUGGAGUUCAAGCAUGAUGAUCGGCUUAAUGAGGAGAGCGGAGCCCUUCUGCAGUGUGCCCUGCUCUACACCAGCUGUGCAGGGCAGCGUCGGCUCCGCAUCCACAACCUGGCCCUGAACUGCUGCACCCAGCUGGCUGAUCUGUAUCGAAACUGUGAGACUGACACGCUCAUCAACUACAUGGCCAAGUUUGCAUACCGGGCGGUCCUGAACAGCCCUGUGAAGACUGUUCGUGACACUCUCAUCACCCAGUGUGCCCAGAUCCUGGCCUGUUACCGAAAGAACUGUGCCAGCCCUUCCUCUGCAGGACAGUUGAUCCUUCCUGAGUGCAUGAAGCUACUCCCAGUUUACCUGAACUGUGUGUUGAAGAGUGAUGUUCUGCAGCCUGGAGCUGAAGUCACCACUGAUGACCGUGCCUAUGUCCGACAGCUGGUUACCUCCAUGGAUGUGGCAGAGACCAACGUCUUCUUCUACCCUCGGCUCCUACCGUUGACAAAGUCUCCCAUUGCGAAUACCACCGAACCACCAGCAGUUCGAGCAUCUGAAGAGCGUCUUUGCAACGGGGAUAUAUAUUUGCUGGAGAAUGGGCUCAACCUUUUCCUCUGGGUGGGAGCAAGUGUCCAGCAGGGUGUUGUCCAGAACCUCUUCAGCGUCUUCUCCUUCAGUCAUAUCACCAGUGGCUUGAGUGUUCUGCCAGUUCUGGAUAAUCCACUGUCUAAGAAGGUGCGAGGCCUCAUUGAUAGCUUAAGAGCGCAGAGAUCGCGGUACAUGAAGCUUAUCGUGGUGAAACAGGAGGACAAGCUGGAGAUGCUGUUCAAACACUUCCUUGUAGAAGACAAGAGCCUGAGUGGGGGAGCAUCCUAUGUGGACUUUCUCUGUCAUAUGCACAAGGAGAUUCGGCAGCUGCUGAGCUAGACCAAGUGGGUAAAUGGCAUAGGGUCCCAGGCCAGCUUCCAGAAAGUACCCAAGACGGCAGAGAAAUUGGGAUAGUUCCAUAUCUUAUGUCAUGUAAGCUGAAGCCACCUCAGUCUCUUUGGGGGGAGGGGGAGGUAUAAGGAGACACCUUCUUGGGCUCAAGUAUCCUACCACUCUGUCAUGUCCUGCUGCUGGAAGGUGCCCACACCUCCUCACUCCACCCUUUUCCUGCUAUUCCUGUUGUAAUGAAUGUAGUUUCUCAGUUAACUGUAUAUGAUUCGGUGUUGGGGGUUUGGAGGUACCCAGACCUUGGCAAUAUGUGUCCCAGAGGGCAGGUAGGAAGGAGUGAGGAUCCCAGGGUUACUACAGGUGAGGGCAAAUUCAUCUCCGUGUCAUCAGCAACUUCCUAUAUUAGGGAUAAAAAUAUACAGGUGCACAAGAGCUCGGAUAUAGACCAUAGGUGGUAGAGAGAAAAGUGGUUGGUCCUUCCUGGGCCUGGAGGUCAGCAGCCAAGUCGGAGUUACUGAGGGUGGUUGAUUAGCUUUCUCUCUGUGCUUCCACUGCUCUCUCUCCUGCAACGAUUGGUGAUCACUCCGUGGUACUGUCAGAGAUGAAUGAGCCUGGGAACUGAGUUGCAAGGUAUAUUAAGACCUAGGAGAGGUCCCAACACUGGAUGAUUCUGUAGGGAGCCUGGUCAUCAAUUUGCAAUACCUCACAGAGCCAGCCCACAUCCCACUCUGAGCUUCCACUGGAAAAAUUCACUGCCUCUCCAAGCUGGGAGUUGCUGGGGAGAGAGGCAGAAGCAAGCUGGAGCUCUGUUCUGUCCUGCCCGGACACCACCCGGAUUUGGUAUUGACAGAGUGCCUGACAGUUUAUCUUCCAACCCCAACUGGCUGGGGCAGGACAAGGGCUAGGCUGGAGGUGGCUGGACUUGCCUGCUCCCAGCCUGGGAUGCCCCUGCUCUGGACCUCUCAUUUCUCUUCAUUGGUUUAUUUUUCAAUGCAUCUUUAAUUUGUAAAGAAAUAAAAUAAAUUAAGAUGUAACCAGUAGUCUCAUCUUUAGUCUGGCGCCGGUUUGCUUUCCCUUAUGCAUUCCCUGCCAGA
Trichechus manatus latirostris (Florida manatee) is the source of this 5841-nucleotide messenger RNA. It is a transcript of the gene SEC24C, whose product is annotated as SEC24 homolog C, COPII coat complex component. NCBI's taxonomy places the organism in Eukaryota, Metazoa, Chordata, Mammalia, Sirenia, Trichechidae. Bases 1445 to 4738 code for a protein of 1097 amino acids. The transcript is spliced from 22 exons. Gene Ontology annotation, cellular component: COPII vesicle coat; endoplasmic reticulum exit site. Gene Ontology annotation, molecular function: SNARE binding; zinc ion binding. The record is from RefSeq and is a predicted model, not a curated record. Gene Ontology annotation, biological process: endoplasmic reticulum to Golgi vesicle-mediated transport; COPII-coated vesicle cargo loading; intracellular protein transport.